GCCAACAAUAGUCGCGCUGUCAAACUGUGAAAGAUGCAAGCGACCGGGUCGAAAUUACUGCUGCCAACGAUUUGCAAAUUCCUGGCCAUAUUCUGCAUAAUUGUACAAGCAAACUAUGUGGCGGCCAACGUGAAUCCCAGUGCCAUUGGUGUGCAUAGACGGUUCGAGUACAAGUACUCGUUUAAGCCGCCAUAUUUGGCACAAAAAGACGGCACCGUACCGUUUUGGGAAUACGGUGGAAAUGCCAUCGCUAGUGCAGAAAGUGUACGCGUGGCGCCUUCAUUGCGCUCCCAGAAGGGCGCCAUCUGGACCAAAUCCCAAACAAACUUUGACUGGUGGGAUGUGGAGAUUGUGUUCCGUGUAACGGGACGUGGACGCAUUGGUGCAGAUGGUCUGGCCUUCUGGUACACCACCGAGAAGGGUGACUACAAUGGCCCGGUGUUUGGCUCGUCGGAUCGCUGGAACGGCUUGGCCAUCAUCUUCGAUUCAUUCGACAAUGAUAACAAGCACAAUAAUCCCUACAUCAGUGCUGUGCUCAACGAUGGCACCAAGCAGUACGAUCAUACCAACGAUGGCACCACGCAACUGCUGAGCGGCUGUCUCAGGGAUUUCCGUAACAAACCAUUCCCGACGCGUGCCCGCAUCGAGUACUACAACAAUGUGCUCACCGUGCUCAUCCACAAUGGCAUGACGAACAACAACGAUGACUACGAGAUGUGUCUGCGUGCUGAUGGCGUUCAGCUGCCCAAGAACGGUUACUUUGGCAUCUCAGCCGCCACUGGCGGUUUGGCCGAUGAUCACGAUGUAUUCCAUUUCCUGACCACAUCGCUGCAUGCAGCUGGUCAGGUGCAGGAGCCACCCAAGGUGGACAACCAGGAGAAGUUGACGCAGGAGUAUAAGGAGUAUCAGGAGAAACUGGAGAAGCAGAAGCAGGAGUACAAAAAGGAGCAUCCCGAUGAAGCGCACAAAGACGAGGAAGAGUGGGAAGAGUUCUACGAGUCGGAGAAUCAACGCGAACUGCGUCAAAUUUGGCAGGGACAAAGUCAGAUCGCUGAGCAUCUGCGUGAAUUGUCGCGCAAGGUGGACGAGAUCAUUGGCCGCCAGGAGAACACGUUGUCACUCGUGUCGCGUGGCUUUGCUGCCUCUGCUGGCCAAGCGCUGCCACCUCCAGCGGCUGGACAAGUGCCCGUUCAACAGUUGCCCGCUGUCACAGGUGCUGUGACUAGACAAGAUGUGGAUUUGCUUAUUGCCAAUCAGAAUAUAUUGCUGAGCACCAUACGCGAAAUUCGUCAGCUGGCGGGUGAUAUCAAUGUGCGCACUGAUAACAUACAAAUCAAUCAGAAGAAUGCGCCCACGGCCCAAAUUCAGUCGACGGGCUACGAUGUGCAAACGCUGAUCGCUGAGAUGCGUGAUGGCAUGAAUCAGGUCAAGCAGGGCAUUUCCCAUGUGGGUCAAAGAUUGGGCAUGCCUCAGGGUUCGGCGCAGACAGCUCCUUGCCCCACCGGCAACUGCGUGGGUGUCACGUUGUUCCUAAGCGUAACCGUUGUGCAACUGCUGCUAGUAUUUAUCUACAAUAUAUUCAAAAAUCGCAGCGAGGCGCAAGCGAAAAAGUUCUACUAAGCUUUAACGCUUAGUCAGCCAAUUGGCCACACAACAAUGCACUCACACAUAUAUACACACAUGCAACAUAUGUACACACACUAAAACACACACCUGACUAGGCGGCAACUAAAUUUAGUUGAAAUGAAAUACUUAAGACUUCAGCGUAGUUUGCUCUACAAUAUUGUAUAAUUGUUUUUUACGUAGACCUAAUUGAUUUCUCCCUUGUAAUCGAUCGUGUGACUUAAACUGAAAUGAAAGUGAACAAUUAAUCUGAUCAAUGCAGCAACAAAAAACAAAAAAAGCGAAACAAAAGCCUCAUGACAAAAGCCACAAGACAAAUAAUGUUUGCAGUUGUAGUUCAACUAAAUAGAGUCUAUUAUUAUUUCUACUUAUGUGUAUGUUAACCAUCAUCCCAAGCAUCUUGUUUAUUUCGGUCUACUCUCAAAAACUGUGCAUAUCAUCAAUGUGCAGAACAUGAACUAUGAACUCUGCAUUUCACUACAAAAAAAGAAACAAAAAUGUAAAAUCUAAUGAUAAUGCAUAAUGAAUUCCGUAAAUUUAGCAAAUAAUAAAUACUUGUAUGUUUUUUUUAUACGUUACAUCGAGCUAGAGCGUCUGAGUCUUCAAGUUAAAUUGGCUUCAAGAUCUUCCAGACAAAAAAAAAAGAUAGAAAAAAAAAAACACCAAGAUAAAAAAUCCCAUUUCAUGUGCUGUACAAUAGA
Molecule: messenger RNA, 2324 nt
Organism: Drosophila albomicans
Lineage: Eukaryota; Metazoa; Arthropoda; Insecta; Diptera; Drosophilidae
Gene: ergic53
Product: protein ERGIC-53
Exons: 5
Coding region: 34-1620 (528 amino acids)
Biological process (GO): Golgi organization; endoplasmic reticulum to Golgi vesicle-mediated transport; endoplasmic reticulum organization
Cellular component (GO): endoplasmic reticulum-Golgi intermediate compartment; Golgi membrane; endoplasmic reticulum membrane
Molecular function (GO): D-mannose binding
Source: RefSeq, a predicted model, not a curated record